Penicillium waksmanii is the source of this 600-nucleotide messenger RNA. RefSeq names its product ADP-ribosylation factor-like protein. Gene Ontology annotation, cellular component: lysosomal membrane. The transcript has 6 exons. Gene Ontology annotation, molecular function: GTPase activity; GTP binding. Gene Ontology annotation, biological process: protein transport. Lineage: Eukaryota; Fungi; Ascomycota; Eurotiomycetes; Eurotiales; Aspergillaceae. The record is from RefSeq and is a predicted model, not a curated record. The coding region runs from base 1 to 600 and encodes 199 amino acids.
AUGGCUGGUAUCUUCCGCAGCAUCUAUGACUGGCUUCUCAGGAUGUUCUGGGCAACCGAAAUGGAUGUCACCAUGAUCGGCCUGCAAAAUGCAGGAAAGUCCUCCUUGCUGCGUGUCUUAGCAGGCGGGGAAUUCACUAUCGACGUAUCAAAUCCCAUCGCUUUCCUCCGCUCCCGCUCACGAGGUGACAGCUCCAUCCCGACUAUCGGGUUCAACACCAAACGAGUCCAAAAGGGCCAUGUGACUUUAAAAUGCUGGGAUCUGGGCGGCCAACCUCGCUUUCGUCCCAUGUGGGAGCGAUAUUGUCGAGGCGUCAACGCCAUCGUAUAUAUUGUAGAUGCCGCCGAUCAAGGCGCUCUACCCGUCGCCACGGAGGAGUUGCAUGAGUUGAUAAACAAGCCCACCCUGGACGGGAUCCCACUGCUCGUAUUGGGUAAUAAGUCCGAUUUGCCGGUCAAGUUGUCUGUUGAUGAGUUGAUUGAUGCGAUGGACCUUAAGUCUAUUACGCACCGCGAAGUCAGCUGUUACGGGAUCAGCGCGAAAGAGGAGACUAACCUCGACGCGGUGCUGCACUGGCUGAUUGCACGGGCGAGUCGAUGA